UGAGCCCGUACAGUCGGUACUUGUUAGUUGGCAUUUCAGAGUGAAGCACUGACUCACAGCUGUCAAAAUGGCAAGUCUGCUCACCUUUGUGGCCCUGCUGGGUCUGUUCUCUGGUGGCCUCUGUGGGGAGAAAAACUUUCUUCAGCGCGCUGGUGUGGCCUUUAACAACAGAGAGUACAGAUCUCUGCUCACUGUAAACAAUGGAGAGAGGUUUGGGAACUGGACCUGGCCUGAGAUGUGUCCCGACAAGUUCUUUGCUGUCGGCUUCAGUGUCAGGGUGGAGUCUAAUCAGUACGGGGUGGAUGACACGGCUCUGAACGGGAUCCGCCUCAUUUGCGCCAAGGAAGAGGACAGAAGCUUCCUGUACUCCAUUGAAUCCCACACUGGCUACUUCGGUGACUGGUCCCAGCCCCUGUACUGCCCCAGAGGUGUGCUCACCUCCUUCCAGAUUCGCGUGGAGCCCCAUCAAGGUAUGUUCGGUGACGACACAGCCGUGAACAACAUCAAGUUCCGCUGCAGCAGCAGCCCGACGCUGGAGGGGCCCGGCAUGGACUGGGGAGAGUACGGCCACUGGAGCCAGGAGUGCGUCGACGGAGGGAUCUGUGGCAUCGAGACCAAGAUGGAGGAAUACCAGUAUGCCCUUGAUGACUCCACCCUCAAUGACGUCCGCUUCCACUGCUGUGCCAGACUUCAGCAGUGAUGGCCAGAAGACGUGAGCAGUGUGACCCAGUCUGUCUUCAACUGCCUGAACUCAAAGAUGACCAACAGUAAAAAACAAAUCUGAA
Scatophagus argus is the source of this 785-nucleotide messenger RNA. Its product is annotated as vitelline membrane outer layer protein 1 homolog. The coding region runs from base 68 to 700 and encodes 210 amino acids. Lineage: Eukaryota; Metazoa; Chordata; Actinopteri; Scatophagidae. The record is from RefSeq and is a predicted model, not a curated record. The transcript has 4 exons.